Molecule: messenger RNA, 1927 nt
Organism: Ruditapes philippinarum (Manila clam)
Lineage: Eukaryota; Metazoa; Mollusca; Bivalvia; Venerida; Veneridae
Product: glutathione peroxidase 7-like
Exons: 4
Coding region: 43-651 (202 amino acids)
Biological process (GO): response to oxidative stress
Molecular function (GO): glutathione peroxidase activity
Source: RefSeq, a predicted model, not a curated record
GUUAGUGGUAAAAAAAUAAAACCGUUCUAAAUAUUUGGCAAGAUGGCAGCUUCCAUGUAUAGAAUUUUACUUAAUAGAUUAAUUCUUAUAUUGCUGCAGUUUUACAUUGUUGCGGGUUCUCAGAACGACUCAUUUUACUCAUUUUCCGUGUUAGAUUCAGAACAAAACAGCAUUUCCUUCAAAAACUACAUUGGAAAGGUAACACUGGUUGUCAAUGUUGCCUCAGAAUGUGGAUUCACAGAUGCUCAUUACAAGUCAUUGAUUAGACUUAAGAAUGUGCUGCAGCCGACAGGAAAGUUUGAAAUUCUAGCAUUUCCAUGUAAUCAAUUUGGCUAUCAAGAACCAGGGAGUGAUGCUGAUAUUCAGAAGUUUGUGAUGGAGAUGUACCAUGUUAAUUUUCCAGUACUUGGCAAGGUAGAUGUAAUUGGAGAAAAUGCUUCCCCAGCCUGGAAAUAUCUCACCUCCUCAUUUGGAACAGAACCAAAUUGGAAUUUCUGGAAGUAUUUAGUGGAUGAGAAUGGGGAGGUGGUAAAUGCAUGGGGACCAAGAACUUCUGUGGAGGACAUAUUUCAUGAAAUUAAGGAAAGUAUAGAUAAGAUUGGCUACAAUAAACCACCAUACAGAGGACAUCAUCAUGAUGAUAGUCUAUGAACCCGUGAAUUGUUAAGAUAAACUUUAUUCUACAUAUGAAUUGGAAAUCAAGAUUAUUUUUGAUAAUAUUUUCACAAUAUGAAUAUUUUGUGUUGAAUGAUAUUUGAUUUGAUAUAGAAUGUACGAUUUUUCAUCACAGAUAAUAAUUUCAAAAGACCAGUUUAUUCUAUACAUGUUUUAACAAUGGCUAGACUUUUUGUGCCAUAUUACUGUACAAAUAUAUGUAUACAAAUAUUUUUACGCCAAAUGAAAGACACUUUAAGACUGUAUUGUGAAUAAGGAAGUUUUGUAUGUUGAAAUAAUCAAGAUAAAAUAGGCAUUGAAUAAAAAAGUUAUUUGACAGUAUUUAAUACAAAACAGGGAUAUAUUUGGAUAAGUAACUUAGCUGUACAAACAAUGAUUAUUAGAAAAGCCUAACAGACUUACUGAUCUUAAGUUUAUCUCCACUAUUAAAAAAAAUGUCUGUACACAGUAAACACAUACCUUCUAGAAAGAAUGGUAAGAAUGUGUUUCCUGUCAAAACUUCAACCAAUUAAUUUCAUAAAGUCGAGCGGCGUCCACAGCAGAGUGGUUAAAGUUGUUGUCUUCAAACAAUUUGCCCUCACAGCUGUGGGUCAAGUUCUGAUGGGACUUUGGAUUAUUUAACAUGAAAAAGCUACCAAGCUGGCUUACGGAACAUUGGUGGUUCUACUCAGGUGCCUUAAAUAAUCCACAGCAGGGCACCUGACGUCUCCCUCCACCAGGAAGGCUGGAAAUUUGCCAUAUGACAUAUACUAUGUUGGUAUGACAUAUUACCCAACAACAACAAAACAAAAAUAAAGUCAAAGACCGUAUUAUAUCAUUAAUUUUGUUACAUGUGUGAUUUUGGUGCUGCAGCAAUUGUCUAUGCAAGUGCAUAUUGCUUUACAUUUUUGUUUUAUGUUCAUAGCAUAAUGAUUAUGCUAUUUGAAUAGAUUAAAAUCAUUUUCUGUUUACAUUUUUCUACAUUUUUUAGCUCGACUUUUCUAUGAAAAGGGGAGCUAUCCUACUCGCCCCGGCGUCGGCGUCGGCGUCGGCGUUAGCGUUAGCGUUGGCGUCACACCUUGGUUAAGUUUUUCGUACCACCCCACUUUAUUUCAGAAGUAUUACAAGUAUGGCUUUGAAACUUACCAUACUUGUUCACCAUCAUAACCUCCAUCUACAGACAAGAGUACAUAACUCUGUCAAGGUUUUUGACAGAAUUAUGGCCCUUUUUUGACUUAGAAAGUGUAUUGAGCUUGGUUAAGUUUUUUGUACC